AUGAGGGACCCCUGCAGAACAAACGCCAAGUCUGCUGAAAAGCUAAACGCCAGCGCCCGUGCAGCUAUCAAGCCAAGAACUCGGAGCUCAUCCCCAGGACCUAUAACAGAGGAAUGUAUGGUGGUAACGCGGGUCCAGGUGGAAGCAAGUGAGCCGGAGGGCUUCAACUUCACAAUUGUUGUCGGAUAUGAUACGCAGGCGCACAAGGAACCUGCUGCGGUGCGAUGGGACAAGGUGGUAGAGAGGGUUUGGAAGGAGAUAGGAGACGAGGGGGAGACAUUGGACACGGAAGGGUUUGGGGGGUUCAAGAAGAAAGUCAAGGAAAUGCUAGAAAGUAGGGAGGAGGCAACCCUUCGGAAGAAGGUACGAAGCGAAGACCACUUGGAGACAUACGGGAAGUUGAAAGAAGGGAUAAGGAUGAAGAGCUACUUGGACGGCCCCAUGGACGACGCAAAAAAACUGAAGUUGCAAUUUCGAGUAGGCGAUCUGGACUUGCCAGAACGGAGGAAGAGGUACAGUUGCCGUAGGAGAGAGGAAGAGGAGGAUAGACAGACAUGUCCAUGUGGCAAAUCGGAGGAGAGUAGACCCCACAUAGUUGGGGAGUGUGAGCUGUACAGGAAGGAAAGAGAGGAUCUCGAGGAGGACAUGAGACAUUGA
Ectocarpus sp. CCAP 1310/34 is the source of this 657-nucleotide messenger RNA. The record is from the annotation of a GenBank genome assembly. Lineage: Eukaryota; Phaeophyceae; Ectocarpales; Ectocarpaceae.